AUGCCUUCCUCCAACCCAGACUUUCGCGGCAUCGGCGCCUGGCAAUCCAACAUCAAGAUCCCAAAGGACACUGUGCUUAAAAUCGGCAGCAAGUCCACCGGCACUUCGUCCAAGACCUAUACGAAAAGCAAGAGUUCCCCGACGUUCGUGAAGUCCACCAGUUCGUCCCCGUGGUCCAGUGUCAACAGGCGGACCUAG
Messenger RNA from Penicillium riverlandense, 198 nucleotides. RefSeq lists its product as uncharacterized. Bases 1 to 198 code for a protein of 65 amino acids. Lineage: Eukaryota; Fungi; Ascomycota; Eurotiomycetes; Eurotiales; Aspergillaceae. The transcript has a single exon. The record is from RefSeq and is a predicted model, not a curated record.